AACACUCAGGUAGAUUCCAGGUACAUUGUUUACAUGAAUGGACAAUCCCCAUAUCUACUGAUCAACUAAGCGUUGUUUGGACAUGAGGUCACCGGUGGAGAUACCGUGUUUACAAUAUUCAUUUAAAAAAAGUGAUAUUUGAAAUUGAGUUGAAAACUACAUUUAUUUUACCGUCUCCAGCGUCAGUACUAACGAGAUAGAUCUAAACAAGAGUAUGAAAAAGAUAAUUCAAAUGGAGAACUUCACAUCUUUAGCAGAGAUGUCUGACCCUAAUACUACUCAAUCCCCCCUUCCGAACGUAACAGAACCCACAGAACAUAUGGUAUCUGAUGAAGAUAUCUAUGGCUUCUGGAAUGGCUUUAGUUUAGCCGUCAUCUCCAACGCAUUCAUUGGCAGCAGCUUCAUCUUCAAGAAACGGGGAUUAAUACGAAUCGCUAAACGGAGAGGAACAAGAGCCGAUCAGGGUGGAUAUGGAUAUCUAAAAGAGUGGCUGUGGUGGCUUGGAAUGUUCCUGAUGAUUUUCGGAGAAAUACUCAAUUUUGUUGCCUACGCAUUUGCCCCAGCAACAUUGGUUACACCACUGGGCGCUCUGAGUGUUAUUGUGGCAGCUGUUAUGUCCUCAAUUUUUCUGAAAGAAAGACUGAAUAUAAUAGGUAAAGUGAGCUGUGGAUUGUGUGUGAUUGGAUCAACAGUCAUGGUUAUGCAUUCUCCAAAAGAGACCAAAGUUCACACAAUGGAUCAAAUGUUAGAAAAAGUUCAAGAGCCAGGUUUCAUCGUAUUUUGUCUGCUACUUUUGGUUAUAUCAAUGGUGUUCAUGAUAUAUCUAGCACCUCGAUACGGAAGUAAAUCUGUAAUGGUUUACGUCACUAUCUGCGCAACUCUCGGCGCUUUUACUGUGAUGGGUUGUAAAGGAAUGGGUGUAGCUGUUACACAGACAAUAAAAGGGGACCAGCAAUUCACGAACUGGUUUACUUAUUUGAUGCUUGCUAUAGUUAUCACAUGUAUAUUAGUACAGUUGAAUUUCCUUAAUCGUGCGUUAGAUAUAUUCAAUACCGCGGUAGUGACUCCAAUUUAUUACGUAUUGUUUACGUCAUGUGUAGUCUCUUUAUCAGCUGUAUUGUUCAAAGACUUUUUCUACAUGGACUGGAAGGAUAUACUAUCUUUCUUUUUAGGUUUUAUAACUGUAGUGGGAGGAAUCUUCCUACUCAAUGCAUUUAAAUACAUGAACAUAUCCAUGAAAAAUCUGCCCAAAGCCCACAAAAAGGACACAGAGAAGCAGGAUGAAAACGCCAACAUGUCCGUCAAUGGUGAUAUCAUGUGUCACACCGACGACGAGGAAGAUGUCGACGCUUACCAAAGACUUGCAAAUAGUCAUAGUGUGGCCAGCAUGGACCAUAUUGAAUUUGAAAUUGAUACAAAUUUAAAAAGUUGAUAAAGAUUCUACUGUAUGAGAAAAAUUAUGACUAAUCGAGCUGUCCUUCUAACUUAUUAUUCUGAUGAGAUAAAAAAGGAUCUUGAGUGAAUUAGAAAAAGUAUGACCAGUCGAGCUGUCCUUCUAACUUAUUAUUCUGAAGAGAUAAAUAAGGAUCCUGAGUGAAUUAGAAAAAGUAUGACCAGUCGAGCUGUCCUUCUAACUUAUAAUUCUGAAGAGAUAAAUAAGGAUCCUGAGUGAAUUAGAAAAAGUAUGACCAGUCGAGCUGUCCUUUUAAUCCGCGACAUCAAUGCCAUGUCAGGCAAAGAAAAGGAAAAUGGUAUUAUUUGCUUAAUGAUAUAUCUGAUUAAAUCGUUCCGAAUGCACAAUUGAACGCUGGUUAAUUUUUUUCCGAAACAAAACCAAAGGGAAAAAGAUCUGAAUUAAGCUUGAAUAAAAUGAUCUCAAUUAAGUCAACUUAUCAGGGAAACAUAAACGUUUAGUGUACCUCUGUUUUGCUGAAAUAACAGAAUGCAGCAUACUAGAGAAAAGAAUAUUGCAAUACAUGUUUUUAAUUUCAGGGAAUGAAAUCUGAAACCAUUUUCGUAGUCUAUCUUUCACAGUAUAGUAUUAGUCUCAUCAACUAAGAGACUUUACAGCCGAUUCCAUUGAGUGUGAAGACAAAGGUAAUAUGUUUGGUUAGCUUGCUUGCUGGCUGAACCGUUAAGUCAUUAUUAGGUUAGGUAAACAACCCUCCUUUAAGAGUAGACUAGUCCGACAGAUCACUAAUUUAUCAGUAUGUAGGACAAGGCUACUUCGAAAGGAGGGUAAUAUACCUUACCUUCACAGUUCAGCUAGCAAGGGAGCUUACCAAAGUUAUUACCUUUGCCUACACAUUCAAUUAAAUCAGCUGUAAAUUGCUACAAGACAAUCAUGUUACUUUAUUAUAUUUUACAUAUAUAUAGGAACCGUAAUGUUUAUUUUUUAUUAUUUUUUAUUCGUUUAUUUGUUUUUGUUGUACUUGUAUUAUAUUGUUGUAAAUCCAUUGUCCAAAAUGCUAACCUGUUUAUGUGUUGAACUAAAACAGUAACUCUUACCUCAGGUCUUUAUGUAAGAAAAUGUGUUGUUAAUUUUGAUUUUAUCACCUAACUACAACAAAAAUAAUUUUACAUUACCUGAAUAUGGCCAAGCCAAAUAUACUUAUUCGGACAUAUUCAUCUAAAUCUGUAAAUCAUUUAAGCUUAAAAAGGUCAACAGUACUUAAACAUAUAAGGAGUCCUAAAUAUGAUGUUUACUUCUUUUAUUAUUUAAUCUUGAUUAGUUAUGCGAUUUUUAUCAAAUGAUAAGAUAAGUAUUAACUUCAUCCUCACAUUCGGACAUUAUAUUUGGCGACACUUUUUUGGUUGAGUUUGUAAUGUAAUUACUUUAGUGUCAUGAUCACUAACAGACCGAUACCGUUACCGUAGAAAUUCACGAUGUCCUUAGCUGACUAAAAACAAAUCUUUUAAAUAUAUUUUCAUAUAGUGUUUUUUUCAAAGGUUAGAAUGUGAAUUGAAUAUUUUUUUAAUAUAUAAUAACCGAAACUUGCAAACAUAUGAUUUUUUUUUAUAAAUAUUUUAUUACAUGGCAUGCCGUUAUCUUGUUGACUGCAUUUAUGCAGAAUUAAGAUUAUUUCAAUUUGAAAGCCAAAUGUUUUUUUUUAUUUUUGUUGUCAAAGCCUAGAUACAUUUAACAGAGAAAUAUUACAUCAUACCGUUUUAAGCAUUAUUAUUUGUUUAUUUUUAUUGGUAAUCACUUUUAUGGUUUGAAGAGUAAUGAUAUCAUAAUAUAUGCUGAGAGAUUUGUAAAAACAAGAGUUUAAAUCUGAAAUAUAUGUUAGAAUCUCGAAUUUCCUGUCAUUAAUAACAUGAAUAAAAGGAAAUGCAUAUACAUGCAGUUAGGAGGGAAAAUCGUCGAAUUAAUGUGAAAAAAAGUUGUAGAGUCGAUCAAUACGUAGAUAUACUGCAUCUGGUGUGGUGAGUGGGGGAUUUUUUUUCGGAUUGCCGAUUCAAUUUCAUCUGUAACUAAUACUACGCAUGCUUAUAUCUUUCCGUGACUUUGUAGCAAGAAAAUUUAUUAACACUUUUGUACACGAUUAACUCCUGUAUUAUAAGUUUAAAAAUAAUAAUUCCCGUUUUAUUAUUGUCUUUAUAAAGGUUAUUAAUUUUCGGCAUUUACCAGGUCAAAAUAUUCAUUUUCAAAACCUCCACCCCCUCCGCCCGAAAAUCAAAUGGUGGUCCUCUAAAUCAUAUUCCCUUUGAAAAAUAUAAAAUAUAAUAUAUAACAAAUAAUUUGUCAAAUAUAUUUUGCUGAAAUUUCUUUUUCAGCUUAAAAGGGAUUUAAGAUUUAACAGUUUAUGAGUAUUGUUUGAAACUUUUUUGAAAACCAAUGUAUAUUUAUAAUGUGAAUUCCAUCAGAAAUUUAAUUUCUUUCAAUUUUAUUGUGAUAUUAGUAUAUACAAUUAAAAGGGUAAUUAAUUUUA
This is a messenger RNA of Mytilus trossulus (common blue mussel), 3932 nucleotides long. RefSeq names its product magnesium transporter NIPA2-like. The transcript is spliced from 7 exons. Gene Ontology annotation, cellular component: membrane. Bases 215 to 1432 code for a protein of 405 amino acids. Gene Ontology annotation, molecular function: magnesium ion transmembrane transporter activity. Lineage: Eukaryota; Metazoa; Mollusca; Bivalvia; Mytilida; Mytilidae. Gene Ontology annotation, biological process: magnesium ion transport. The record is from RefSeq and is a predicted model, not a curated record.